Messenger RNA from Psylliodes chrysocephalus, 436 nucleotides. The record is from the annotation of a GenBank genome assembly. Lineage: Eukaryota; Metazoa; Arthropoda; Insecta; Coleoptera; Chrysomelidae.
UAUAAAUAUAACUUAGGUUAAGUACUGGUAGAUAUUUAGUAGGUAUUGAAUCUAUCAAAAACACAAAAUGAAAGUUUAUGCAGUUGCUCUUUUAAUUUGUGUAGCAUUAUAUGCUAAAUCCGAUGCAAUUCCUACAUUUUCAAUUAGUGACAGCAACGUCCCCGAAAUUCGAUACGAGCUGCAUGCUGUUCAAGCUCUCUCCGAAGCAUGGGUUUUGUAUCCCAACAACCCCUUGUCUCGUGCCGAGGCAUUCUCUGAUCUGUUCCAAGAUUUUUACCCGAUUGAAAAUGGAUGGAAUGUUGCCGGAGCCUGCGUACAAUUUUAUACCAGCAAAACCAGAAUCUUUGUUGAUAUUUUAGCGAAAGAUGCUAAUGGUACUAAUAUCAUUAAAAUUUUCAAUUAAAACAUUACUUUGAAUAAAUUGUUUUUAACUUAC